UCCCCCACUCCAGGCUCUUCUCUGUCCUCCCUCGUCUCGUCCGCACCCGGCCACUCCAGUUCUGGGCCAGACAGGACAGAGCCACCCAUGCCCACAGAGGUCUGCAGUGUUAGGGAGCAUGAGGAGGAGAUCACUUAUCAGGGGUGCACAGCCAAUGUGACCGUGACCCACUGCGAGGGCGUCUGUGCCUCCUCCACCAGCUUCAAUACGAGCACCAAUCAAGUGAGCACCCAGUGCAGCUGCUGCCACCCCCUCAGCUCCUACGAGAAACAGCUGGUGCUGCCCUGCCCAGACCCUGCGGUCCCAGGGAAGCUGCUGGUGCUCACGCUGCAGGUGUUCAGACGCUGCGUGUGUGGCCCCAGGCACUGCGGAAACUAGGGCGUGGCCCUCGGGGUGAGAGGGUGGAGCACCACACGGAGCCCCCAGCCCCGCUCUUGCUGCGCCCAGCAGCCCCUUUCCAAGCCUGGCCUCGAAAGCCCGGGCACACCCCACACAGGCACCUGCAGGAAGGAGCUGCUGGGCAGGGGUCCUGCAGACCCCGGCCCAG
Messenger RNA from Artibeus jamaicensis (Jamaican fruit-eating bat), 547 nucleotides. Its product is annotated as mucin-6-like. Bases 88 to 378 code for a protein of 96 amino acids. Lineage: Eukaryota; Metazoa; Chordata; Mammalia; Chiroptera; Phyllostomidae. The record is from RefSeq and is a predicted model, not a curated record. The transcript is spliced from 4 exons.